ACACUGAAAGACUUGGAGAGAUCUGCAAAAAGUGGAAAAACUAUCAAUGAAGAUGACAUUCCUCCUUCUGUUGCCACUGGCAGCCAGAAACCCACUGCAACACCACCUGUUGCCAUGGAAGUGGAUGAACCUCCCAAAGUGGCUGUUACUCAGCAGGAACCAGUGGAAAUUGAACCUGUAAAACCAGUAGUGCCUGUGAAACCAGUAGAACCUGUCGUUGUUAAAGAUGAAGAAUACUAUGCAAGAUUUAAACUAUUGAGUGAACGGAAAGAUCAAUACAAGAUGGCUGCCUUGGUAGCUAAAAAGCAAAAUGACAUCCAGACUGCAUCCGCACAUUAUAAGAUUGCAAAGCAAUUUGAACUUGUAAUAGAAGCAAUGGAACAAGGCAAACCUAUUGAUCUGAGUAAUAUACCACCACCACCUCCUUCACAGAAAGGUACUCAGCCAGAAAUCCCUCCUCCAAGUCAACAAAUGGAAUCAUAUGAAAUGGACGAUUCACCUCCUCAGUCACUUGGUGUUCCUUCGCCACCAAAGACCCCUUUAGAAGCGUUACAACAAAGGCUUGACAAAUACAAAGCUGGAGUUGAAAGUGCUAAAAAAGAAGACAAUUCUAGUAAAGCCAGAAGAAUGGGGAGAAUAGUUAAGCAAUUUGAAGAUGCUAUCAAAAAGAAAAACUAGGAGAACCAGUAAAUUAUGAAGAACUUCCGUGCCCUCCAGGGUUUCCACCUAUACCUGGUACAAGUGAAGCUAACCAGGCUGCAGCCAGUCUACCUGUUGCUGGUCCCAGUGCUACUCCCAGUGCCAGUGCUGCUGUACCAGCAGUGGCUACAUCACCCCCAAUGGAUAACAUAAUAAUGAAGGCAGCACCUACAAGACAAGCAUCAC
Messenger RNA from Saccoglossus kowalevskii, 885 nucleotides. RefSeq names its product coiled-coil and C2 domain-containing protein 1-like. The record is from RefSeq and is a predicted model, not a curated record. NCBI's taxonomy places the organism in Eukaryota, Metazoa, Hemichordata, Enteropneusta, Harrimaniidae. Gene Ontology annotation, molecular function: DNA-binding transcription repressor activity, RNA polymerase II-specific.